Cyprinodon tularosa is the source of this 1759-nucleotide messenger RNA. It is a transcript of the gene itpka, whose product is annotated as inositol-trisphosphate 3-kinase A. The record is from RefSeq and is a predicted model, not a curated record. Lineage: Eukaryota; Metazoa; Chordata; Actinopteri; Cyprinodontiformes; Cyprinodontidae. The transcript has 7 exons. Gene Ontology annotation, molecular function: inositol tetrakisphosphate kinase activity; inositol-1,4,5-trisphosphate 3-kinase activity. Gene Ontology annotation, cellular component: nucleus; cytoplasm. Gene Ontology annotation, biological process: inositol phosphate biosynthetic process. The coding region runs from base 308 to 1657 and encodes 449 amino acids.
AUAAUAAACGACAGCGGGAUGUAGCAGUGUGUGUGUGUUUUUGUGUGUGAGUGUAAAACCGCGCAGAAGGGCGAGUCACGCCACUUAAGAGGGGUUCCCCUUACCGACAGUGUGCAGAGAGCGCACAGGCUGCCAGAGGCGUUCCUGAGCUCAGAGGAGACGAGACGGGACCCAGGGAGGAUCAGCAGUAUUUCCAGGGUCCCCGCUGACUGUGCGAGACUUUUCCCACAGUGAAAUGACCAGAUUUGAAUGCUGAGCUGAAGCGCAGUUCCGCUUGUCGUCGUGCGCCUCUACGGCAGGAUCUCAAAUGCCCAAAGAGUGCAGGAGAAAGUCCUCAAAGGACUUCGGGAUUUCUGUGACCGGACUAACCGAUGGAGGCCGUGUAGAGAGAAGGACUGCCGGGAGGUCCACCAAGAUCUGCGCAGAGCUCAUCCAGAAAGCCACCGCGCCGCCCGCGGCACCGGCGCGCAUGGAUGCGCCCAUGGUGCCGCAGGUCACCAUCACCCCGGAGGGAGGCGGCUCUUCCAGGGAGAUCCAGCAGGAAGACUUGGACUGUACUGGGGACGGAGCCCUGCGCAGAAAGCUGUCCAACUCCUCCAUCUCCUCCACAGGAUCCUCCGCGGUGGAGUCUGAGGAUGAUCUGCUGAGCGACACCGAGAGCAAGAGCAAAGGCCUGGUUACCCUGGAGCACCUGGUGUGCACAGGAGAGAGUAAGCCUUGGAGAAGGCUGAAGACCUACAUCCGCUGGCCCUUCCAUGCUUCCCAAAAGAAGAAACUAAGCUGGGUUCAGCUAGCUGGGCAUAAAGGCAACUUCAAAGCUGCAGAUGAGGGGACCAUUCUGAAAAAGUUGUCCGAAAACGAGAUGCAGUGUUUUGAGAAGCUGCGGCAAGACGUGCUGUUCCAGUUUGUACCGGAAUACCUUGGCGUUGUGGAAAAUGAUGGAGAGGCCUUCUUGCAGAUGACAGACUUGCUGGCUAACUUUGAUCAUCCCAACGUGAUGGAUUGUAAAAUGGGAGUGAGGACUUACCUAGAGGAGGAGCUUGUCAGAGCGAGGGAGCGACCCAAGCCUCGCGAGGACCUGUACAAGAAGAUGGUGGAGGUGGAUAAUGAAGGCCCAACUCCGCAGGAGCAUUUCCAGCGGGGCGUCACCAAACCUCGCUACAUGCAGUGGAGGGAAAGCAUGAGCUCCACCAACACGCUGGGCUUCAGGAUAGAGGGCAUCAAGAAAUAUGACGGUUCGUGUCGAACUGACUUCAAGAAAACCAGAUCGAAGCAGGAUGUCAUCCAGGUGUUCAAGAACUUUGUUGGAGGGGAUGCCGACAUCAUUAAGUCUUACCUGCUCAGGCUAAAGGAGAUCCGACAAGCCCUGCAAACAUCUGAAUUCUUCAAGCAACACGAGGUUAUUGGCAGCUCCCUCCUCUUUAUCCAUGACCAUACGGGCCAUGCAGAGAUCUGGAUUAUUGACUUUGGAAAGACCACAGCAUUGCCUGAGGGCCAGACUUUAAGUCAUGACAUUCCCUGGCAGGAGGGAAACCGAGAGGAUGGAUACUUGUGGGGCUUGGAUAACCUCAUCCUCACACUGGAGGCUGUAUGCAAUGAAGGGAGCAUAGAGGAAACUGAAGACAACAGCCUAACUACAGACAUACCCAACCAGUGACCUUUGAAGGUGGAGGGAACUUCAGAUAUCCACAAAAAGACCCUUGGGGUGGUGGUACGCACCUUCAUUUCUUUUGGGUGAAUUAUAAGUACAGAAAAAAAA